AUGGAAUGUAAUCAAAGGGUUGUUUGUGCCCAGGAACUUCCCAAUACACAUCGGGAACAGAUUGGCUACCUGGGUAUAUGUGGACAGAAACAUGCACUUUUCAAAGGCCAUAAUAAAUUAGGAAGAGACCCUGAAACAUGCAACAUCAUUCUAAACUCAAAUAGAAACUUAAAGCCAUACAUUCCUUACCGAAUAAAAGAUGGAGAUGUAGUGCAAUUUGGCGAUGUAUUUGGGGUAGUAAGUGUGCUGGGAGACGAAGAUCCACAACCAGCAACUCAGGAUAUUGACAUUCCGGAGAUACCAGGCACAUUCAAUCAAGUCUCAAACUUCAACAAAGCUCCAACUACCUUGGGGUAUGACAAAGGUGAUUCCUUUGUACCGAAAAGUACAAAGACAAAAUUAUCAAGCACGCCUAUAAAAAUAAGUGAAACUCAACCAACACACGCAGAAAGACCUAAGACCACGGACUUCGCACCUCAUACAUCGUCAAAUAAUUCAACUUCACUCAGUUCUGUAAAUAACCCUAACGAUAUUAUUAUUAUCAAUGGAGAAGACAUAAAGGAGUCUUUGCAACAAAUAGGCAAAAUUAAUGACCAGCCUGCAGCCAACAAGGAUAUAUUCAACGCUGAAACCAAACCGUUCGGUAUUGUUGAUCAUUCAAUUAAGAUUGUGGACGAAAAUAAAAGCAAUGUUACAAAUACAUCUGACUGCUCAGCUGAAGAAAACAAUGAGCAAACGCGCCAUACUUCAAAAGAAGUGCUAUUUGAUGAGAUUAGCGGUGAAUGCAGAGAAACAGAAACAAAAGCUGUGCCCGUGGAGCCGAAGAUCUUGGUGAUCCCGGAGAAGACGUCCUCAUUCAGCAUCCACCCAAAACGACAGUGCAAGGACCAGUGCACCUACUGCAGCAUCAAGUUUCGUCUCUUCGACAAACCAUGCCACAUAGCUCAGAUCAAGAACUUAGAAAGGCAGAAAAAGGUUCUGGACAACGAGAAAGCACUGACUGUAGACAGUUGCCUGUGUGAGAGAUGCUACCGGUACGUGAUUCGGCGCAACAGUUCCUAUCGUAAGAGGCCGAUUAGCAAACACCCGACCACAUUAGCGCGCAAGUAG
This is a messenger RNA of Spodoptera exigua (beet armyworm), 1110 nucleotides long. The record is from the annotation of a GenBank genome assembly. Lineage: Eukaryota; Metazoa; Arthropoda; Insecta; Lepidoptera; Noctuidae.